AUGACUGAACUCGAGGCCAAAAUCAAUAAACUCGAAUCCCUGUUAACAAGCGUUCAAAAUCAAUUGGAACGCCUGGCGGCAAAAGGUCAUGGGGGACGCAAACGCAAGUCUAGAUCACGACCGCUGCGCACCCCAGAGUGGGAGGCCAUCACGAAGGCCUUUUCCGAGCUUCGUCGUGACGUGGAAGACAUCAAGAAAACCCUUUCUUCUCAGGAAUCGGAUACCCACUCCCAAAUGAAUGGAUGGACUCCAUCACAGGAUCAAAGCGGGCGAAUUUCGGACGUCGGCACUCGGCUCUGGCCAUCACUGACAAUGUCGCAGGAGUCAACCCAUCCCUCGAAACAGGUGAAUGCUUUCAGAGAGGGCACGUCUUGCGAAAAGUCGAAUUCAAGGUCCGUAUCGCCAGCUUCAUUGGAGACAGAUUCUGAGGUCAUUUCAGCCUCUCCCUUGACGUCGGCAACUUCUGACGGAGCCAAUUCCCCUGUAUUCGCCCAUUGGCAGGUGCAGACGAUAUCUGUCGCAGAUAUGGGCGAUAAUCUGGUUGGGAACCUUUCUAAAUUCGCCCUGUCUGACUCGUUCUCCAACAUAAUUACCAUCGAGGAUCUAUAUCAAGUUGAAUGGAAGGACGUCGCCAAACUACUUGACAUUCAGCAAGGAUAUGCACACUUAUUCGUCACGUACAAACCUGUUGAUGUCAUGCCCGCAUGCACCAUGCUGGUGAAGGAUAUAUCGCGACAGAGGCCACGGCAGUUUAAAUUUCCAGAUCCUUCUACGCCAAUCAAUCGACCGUCACUUCAUGACAUCAGUAAAUACUUGGAACAAACGGUAAAAGACCCACCUGAAUCCUCGCUCACUUACUACGUUGGGCCACGACUUACGACUUGCUUCGAUCAUCUACUCCACUCUGGGCCUGAACUGUCGAAGCUCGAUAAUAUAGCGGGUGUGAAUUCUGUGUACGAUCAUCUUGGAGAAAGGGGUUCAGGCACGGCAUUUCAUCACGAGGACGCACGCUUAUGGUCUUGCAACCUAACGUUAUUUGGCUGGAAGGCAUGGAUUCUAAUACGAGAGCACCAUACCGCGAAAUUCGAGGAUUUUGUGCGCACUAAAUGGCCAGACAAGUGUGACCAGUUUGUACGUCACUGUUGCCUGCUGUUUGCUCCUUCAAGCCUUCGUGACAGAGGAAUUGAGUUUGACAUACGUUGCACUGGACCUGGAGACCUGCUGGUGACAAAGCCUCGACAGUAUCAUGCCGUUAUUAAUUUUACCAACAGCUAUGCCAUAUCAACAAACUUUCUGCCCCCUGGAGAGGAUGCCAUACCUCCUGGACUGCGUGUGUGCUCCGAAUGUGGCCUCCGAAACUUGUACAAACAAGUAAAAAUGGCGAAACCCAGGGCCACACCAGUCAACAAGCGAGUUUCAAUCCACCAAGCUGUCUCCGAAGUCUCCGAACACAGAGUUAGUCCGAACCAUCUUCAAGAACUAAAAUGCAAGGAAAAUGCAAAGGAAUCUGUGAACUCGGUUUGCACAACACCAAUCGAAGAUCCUAACGGCCACCAGCAUGAUCAAGUCCUCAAACUGGUGGCGGCGAUGCAGAGUCGGUCCGCACUUCUACAGUUUUGUGCAAUGGUUAAGGCUAGCCGCGCGCAGAGCAGCUCUAGGUCUUUUAAGAAUACGAAUAGUUAUGAGGAACGCCUUGUGCAAUGCGUUACCAACCUCAACAUAUCUGAGACCGACUCGGAUGUGCAGAAACUUCGCGUCAGGCUCGAUCAGAUCCGCCUUGUAGACCACCUGGAGAAUUCUAGGACUGGACAAUUAAGAUGCAGUUCUGAGGUCAAGCAGAGAGUUCUAAGAGCUGUUAAUUGGCCUGAAGCAAAACUAGAGGGCCACCAAAAGAAAGGUAGCAAGUGGAGGAAAGUUCGCGGCACAUUCACUGGAAUUCUCUGCUUUAUUUUUCCUCAGAGAGGGAACCCAGAUAAGAUUAAGCAGAAAGACUACCUUGACCUCGCAAAUAAUCCAAGGCUACUAGCAGCCUUCCAUGACCUCCUUCGAAACGACUAUACACAAACAAUGCGGAAAAUGUAG
Messenger RNA from Metarhizium robertsii ARSEF 23, 2082 nucleotides. RefSeq names its product Transcription factor jumonji. The transcript has 2 exons. The record is from RefSeq and is a predicted model, not a curated record. Bases 1 to 2082 code for a protein of 693 amino acids. Gene Ontology annotation, molecular function: histone H3K36 demethylase activity; histone H3K9 demethylase activity. NCBI's taxonomy places the organism in Eukaryota, Fungi, Ascomycota, Sordariomycetes, Hypocreales, Clavicipitaceae. Gene Ontology annotation, biological process: chromatin remodeling. Gene Ontology annotation, cellular component: nucleus.